GAUGUCAACACAGCCAUCAUGGAGCUGCUGGUUAUGGCCUAUGCCCUCAAGACCUCUUGUGCCAAGAAUAUUAUUGGAGUUAUUCCUUACUUCCCCUACAGCAAGCAGUGUAAGAUGAGAAAGAGGGGCUCAAUUGUGUGCAAGUUACUAGCUUCAAUGUUGGCUAAAGCAGGAUUAUCACACAUCAUCACCAUGGACUUGCAUCAGAAGGAGAUCCAGGGCUUCUUCAGCUUUCCAGUGGAUAACCUGCGUGCCUCCCCCUUUUUGAUUCAGUACAUCCAAGAAGAGAUUCCUGAUUACAGAAAUGCCAUCAUUGUGGCAAAAUCACCUGCAGCAGCUAAGAGGAGGGCAAACCAACGUCUCCAACAGCAAAACAAAGACUUUGGGUCAGAAACCCCCAUGAAGCCCAACAACAGUCCAGACAUCUGCACUCGGCUUCGAAUCAAGAAGACAGCUCCCCCUGAGAACACAUUCUCUGCCCUUAACAUUGUAACUGAUGGAGGGGUGUUUUUACACCGUUUUGCCAGCGAGUCGUGA
Monopterus albus (swamp eel) is the source of this 537-nucleotide messenger RNA. RefSeq names its product phosphoribosyl pyrophosphate synthase-associated protein 1-like. Bases 19 to 537 code for a protein of 172 amino acids. Gene Ontology annotation, molecular function: ATP binding; magnesium ion binding; ribose phosphate diphosphokinase activity. The transcript has 4 exons. NCBI's taxonomy places the organism in Eukaryota, Metazoa, Chordata, Actinopteri, Synbranchiformes, Synbranchidae. Gene Ontology annotation, cellular component: ribose phosphate diphosphokinase complex; cytoplasm. The record is from RefSeq and is a predicted model, not a curated record. Gene Ontology annotation, biological process: 5-phosphoribose 1-diphosphate biosynthetic process; purine nucleotide biosynthetic process.